Molecule: messenger RNA, 2246 nt
Organism: Vombatus ursinus (common wombat)
Lineage: Eukaryota; Metazoa; Chordata; Mammalia; Diprotodontia; Vombatidae
Gene: TXLNB
Product: taxilin beta
Exons: 10
Coding region: 98-2188 (696 amino acids)
Molecular function (GO): syntaxin binding
Source: RefSeq, a predicted model, not a curated record
UUUUUUUAAAUUUUGUUUUGUUUUUUAACUACCUCCUUCCUCUGGCUCUCUCUUCCUCUCUUUGCUUUGUUCCUCGCCUACUGAUACUAGACCAAGCAUGGAGAGUAACCAGCACACAGAUCUGUCUGCCGAACAACAGCCACCCCCUUCUGCAGAGAGCAACACUUCGUUGUUACCUCAUCAGAAUGGCCUGGACAAACAAACAGAGCAGAAUCCAGAGCCCAAGUCUCAGAUACCUGAGAAAGAAGCAAGUGCUGGCCCUGAAAACAUGGGGAGUGAUAUUUCUGAAGAGCUCAAUCGGCAGCUGGAAGACAUUAUAAAGACCUAUGGGUCUGCCUCCAGCCUAGUGGGGAAAGAGAGUGGUAUGAGCGAUAAGGAGAAGUCUGAGAAGGUGGAACCCUUCAACCAUGAGGAAGGGGAAUAUGAAGAUGCAAAUGAUGACAGCGAAAAAGAACCAAUAGCUGCUGGAGAAGCCCCCACAUCUGCAGUCAGGGAGCCUUUCAACAACAAGGAACAAAAACUGGAAAAGAAAAUCCUAAAAGGACUAGGCAAAGAAGCUACCCUGCUGAUGCAAAAUCUGAACAGACUGCCAACAGCUGAGGAAAAACUUGAAGUUUUAUUCAAGAAGUAUGCUGAAUUGCUGGAAGAGCACCGGGCUGAGCAGAAGCAGCUGAAGCACCUGCAGAAGAGACAGGCCCAGAUCAUCAAGGAGAAGGACCAGUUGCAGAGUGAGCACAGCAAAGCCAUCCUGGCCCGGAGUAAGCUGGAAAGUCUGUGCCGUGAGCUUCAGAGACACAACAAAACUCUCAAGGAGGAAACUCUCCAGAGGGCACGUGAGGAAGAUGAGAAAAGGAAAGAGAUCACAAGCCAUUUUCAGGGUACACUGAGUGACAUCCAGGCUCAGAUUGAGCAACAGAGUGAAAGAAACAUGACACUAUGCCAAGAAAACACAGAGCUAGCAGAGAAAUUGAAAAGCAUCAUUGAUCAGUACGAACUCAGAGAAGAGCAUCUGGAUAAAAUAUUCAAGCACCGGGAACUCCAACAGAAGCUAGUGGAUGCGAAGCUUGAACAAGCCCAAGAAAUGAUGAAGGAAGCAGAGGAGCGACACCAGCGAGAAAAGGAAUAUUUACUGAACCAAGCAGCUGAGUGGAAGCUUCAGACUAAGAUGCUGAAAGAACAAGAGACAGUCCUGCAGGCCCAGCUUACUCUCUACUCUGAGAGGUUUGAAGAGUUCCAGAAUACGCUGACAAAAAGCAAUGAGGUAUUUGCCACUUUCAAGCAGGAAAUGGAUAAAACAACGAAGAAAAUGAAAAAGCUGGAAAAGGAUACAGCCACAUGGAAAUCGAGAUUCGAAAACUGUAACAAAGCACUCCUGGACAUGAUUGAAGAGAAAGCAGUGAGGACUAAAGAAUACGAGUGCUUUGUGAUGAAAAUUGGAAGGCUAGAAAACCUCUGUAGAGCUCUGCACGAGGAGAGGAAUGAGCUAUACAAAAAAAUUAAAGAGGCCAAAAUCCCUGAAAAAGAAGAAAAUGAGAACACCUCAGAAGAAGAGUCUGACACAAAUGCCCUAGUUGAUGGAACAGUUGAUGGACAGGCAGCCAGUACUGAUGAGAAUGCCUUGAGGAAUCUGGCAACAGCUUUCAUGAUAACCCAUCAAGUGGAUGUUCCUCAUGAACAAUCCUGUGAAAACACAGAGCUGACGUUAUGUAGCCCUCAAGCUUGCAGCCCAGGGAGUUCCCUAGCCCAACCAAAUCCUCCAUCUAAGUCUGAGGAAUGUGAGGAGGCCACACUUCCACCAAAGACUGACAAUCAGUCUCUCUUACCAAGGGCAGUUUCCCAAAGUCAGUCCUUAAAGCCUAUGGCAAGGACUGACAGUCACCCCUUCCAAGCACCAGGAGAUGCAGACAGUCAAUCCCUCCCACCAAUUGGAAAGGCUCCAAGCCAGCCUCCACAAAUUGCAGCAAAUGUUGAUGGUCCACCCGCACAACCAACCCAAGAGGCUAACAGUCAGCCCUUACAGCCUAUAGCAAGUGACCAAUGUCCACUUGUGCUACCUGUUUGUGAGCCUAAUGGUCAGCUCCCACCAUCUGCAGCAGAGGGCCAAAGGCAAAUUUCACAUUGUCCAGUACAGGCUUCCGAUGUGGCAUUGAUGCCUAAGCCAGACACUGAUGUGGAAGAAGUAGAUUAAAGGCUACUUUCUGGCUGACCUCUGUGAAGUUUGCAUUUCAACUUCUACUGGUUGAUUU